UAAUUUUUUUAUUUUUUGGUUUGAAAGAAAUGUUAUCUCAAAAAAACUUGUCAAGAAUCUCAAAUGGUUUACAAAGUAGUUAUAGUAGACAAAAAGUUUCAACAGUUGAACUUGAUGAAAAUCGUCGAUAUCAUGGUGAUAGCUUCGAAAGAAAAGAACCAUGGAGAGACUUUUUUGAAAAACUCAUCAUAGCAGGCGAGGUUGACAAAGAACUUGAGAGAAGAAAAAAUGAAGAAAUGUUAAGAGAAAAACAAAAAAAAGAGCAUCUCAAUGUCUAUGUCAAAAGCGUAAUUAAUAAAAAUGAUUUUUAUAUUAAAGAAGUUGAGGCAAAAUGUUCAAGCCUAAAAAUAAUUGAUUCAAAGAGAAAUAAUGCAAAAAAAACUGAUGUAAAAAAAACACCAAACAAAAUAAAAAAACAAGAAGUAAAUAAUUUUAAAACUAAUAAUAGCUCUAAAGAUCUAAGCAAAUACCUUAAUAAUAUCGGCUACGAAAAAAAUAAAAAAUGUAAUGGUCUGACAAGUAAAAAUUUAAACAAUAAACUUAGGAGAUACAGUGCUGAAAAGAUUAUAAAAUACGAUAUUAAAAGUUAUAACACAGUUAUAAACAAUCCUAAACCGUGUAAUGAAGCCGACAAUGAAGGUAAUGAAGCCGACAGUGAAGGUAAUGAAGCCGACAAUGACUGCAUUAGUCAUGAUAAAAGUAAAAAACAAAAGACAACAAAUAGUAAAACAAAUUCAUCAACUGAAACUUUCAAAAAGCAAAAUAAAAGUCAAGAGAAAAUUAUAAAAACUAACAGUAAAUACGACACUAGCAGUAAAGAUAACACUAACAGUGAAAACGACACUUACAGUGAAAACGAAACUAACAGUGAACACGAAACUAACAGGGAACAUGAUGCUAACAUUAAACACGGUAUUAACAGUGAAAACGACACUAAUAGUAAACAAGGCACUAGCACAAAACACGUCACUAACAACAAACACAACCUUGAACUCGAUAAUAUAGAAGAUAAGAAAGAAAAAUCUAACAUUCAACGAGAAAGUAUAAUAGUUGAAAAUAAUUUUAGAGAGACAGAUUGUAAAUUAAACAUUGAGAAUGAGAAACUAAACAUGUUAGACACAAAUAAUCAAUGUAUAAAUGAAAAAUCUACAGAUAAAUUAUGCAUAAAUGAACAAUGUAAAAAUAAAACAUGUGCAGAAAAACAAUAUGCAGAAAAUAAGCAAGAACUGUGCGAAGAAGAGUUUGAGAAUUUAGUACGACGACAUACAAUACGUCAGUUAGUAAUACAACAAGAAGAAGUUAACAACCUAAUAGAUGAACUCAAUGUUAAAGUUUAAUAUAAUUUUGAUUUAAACUUAAUGUGAUUAUUAAAUUGACGAUUGUAGAAAAGACUGUUAGUUUAUCUCAUGUUGAUAAUUAAAAUUAUAAUCUAAUAAACGAGUAAUUUCAUGUUAACUCAGUACAUUUUUCAAACCAUUUUAACAAUAAAUGUUAGUUUAUUUGAAAUUCUGUUUGGUUGAAAAACAUAAUGAAUAAAUUAUCUUGACCGAACCUGGACAUCCUAUUCAAAGAAGUUCUCAAGAUAAACAACUUUUUAAUACUUUUUACGGCAGGUUUACAUUGUAAUUAAACAACUAAAAUAAUUAAUCUGCAGAUAAAAUCUGGUUGGAAAUGAGCUAGAGACUAGCUAGCAACUAGCAAAUUUUUUUUCUCACGCUAUUUUUAUUAUUGAAUCUAAAAUAUUUAUGAUAAUAAUUGAACUUGUAA
Hydra vulgaris (swiftwater hydra) is the source of this 1767-nucleotide messenger RNA. RefSeq lists its product as uncharacterized. NCBI's taxonomy places the organism in Eukaryota, Metazoa, Cnidaria, Hydrozoa, Anthoathecata, Hydridae. The record is from RefSeq and is a predicted model, not a curated record.